AUGGAUGGUGACCGUCAUGUUGAUAAGACUAGUCAUGUACUAUACUUAGGGAAAUUGGAAAACAACAAAACGUACAAGAAACAAAUAAUACAUGAAAUAACAGCUGCAAUCUGUGCUUUACUAAAUAGCAAUGGUGGAAACUUGAUGAUACAUAUUGAAACUGAUGGCAACAUCCCAGUAGAAGGUUCUUCCCAGAUGUCUUCGGUGAUUCGAAUACUGGAACAACGUAUGAUAUCUAUCAUUGGAGUACAACAAACCAUCUCGAACAUUAAUAUCGAAGUAGAUAAAGAAAGCAUAGUCAUUUUAGUGAAAAAAGCUGAUUCUUUAAUAACAACUCAUUAUAACCUUUAUUCACCAAGUGCAACACAAGUUGGACACGUAGGUGCUUUGGAAUCACUAAAGGAUAUCAUCAACAAAAAAGUUGUUCCAGAACCAGUCCAAAUUGGAUCACAUUGUCAUAUAUUUCGUAAAGGUGAAGGUUGUGGUCUUCAUGAAAGCCGAACGCGUCAAUUCAAGAGUUUAAAUGCAAGUCUAGCAAGACUAGCAGAUCGUAUGACUGGCAAAGGUAAUAAAUUCAGUUGCUAUGUUUCAGCGUUUGCCAACCAUAGCGGAGGUCACAUUUACUAUGGUAUCAGAGAUGAUGGAGUUGUUGAAGGAGAGUUGAUUCCAAAUGAGAACGACAAGAAUGACAUAAUAAAGAAAAUAGAGAAAGCUAUCAACAAAAUGAUAUGGCCUCAGCAGACUGGUCAACCAAAACGGGGAGAGCACUGGGAAAUAUUCUUUGAGCCAGUGGUAGAUGAAAACUCCAAACUUAUCCCGUCAACCUUUGUGAUCGUGAUCUAUAUCGCUCCUUGUCUGGGUGGUGUGUUCACUGAAGAACCAGAAUGUUAUGAAAUAGUAGGUAUGGAACUACAUAUCUACAAUGAACAUACAGAGUGAUUUCUUACAUGUUUAGGGCAGGGCGUUUACAUUGUACAGGAGGGAACGCUUUCUAGAGGGCUAUUUAUUUUAAUGGAGGUUAUGUUUUAUUUUACAUAGUGCUAAAUCUUGUUUUAACUUUAUUUUGUCUAGAAGAGAAAGAAUAUAGGCGAGCAUAUUCGCAAGCUCUCCAAGAAGGUAAAGCAAAAAAUAAUCGAAUUCCGAUUAUGCUGGUCGGGCAAGACCGAGGCGGAAAGACGUCGCUGAUGAGACGUCUUUUGGGAUUACCAUUCAAGAAAUAUCAACCCAGUACCACUGGCAUUGACGUCAAUGUUAUCGAGCUAUCAGAACAAAACGCAGAAGAUCCCUGGAAAAAAAGUGAAGUGAAGAAGUUUAUGACCAGUGAAAGUGAGGCAAAGACUGUGUUAUACAAAAAAACUGCCGAGUACCUUAAUAGAGGAGUUCGGAUGAUUUCAGACGACACUGAUAGUGACCUUGACAUUGAUAGUGGAGUUCAGGGGUAUUUUAAAGGGGAAGAAAUUUCAGAAAUCAAAUUGCAGGCUAAUAUUUUGACCACUGAACACGACCAGAAAGAAGUUCUUCGGGUAUUUGUAAGUGACUUUGCUGGACAGUCAAUCUAUUACGAUACCCAUGGCUGCUUUGUGAAACCGCAUUGCCCUUAUGUUUUGGUUUACGACCUUUCUCUGGAGUUUGAUAAACCCGCCGUUCCCAGGUUUAAAGCAAGUGAUGAGGAGGAAGAGAUAGAGAUGGACAAUCCUCAUCUUAAUACCAAUUUAGAUAAUUUUACAUCAUGGUUGAAGUUUCUGCAAGGUUUAGGAGAAUGCCAAGAUGAACAGUUUCCUGAUAAAUCUGAACACUAUACCACUGCAAAAGGCGAGAACUUUAAACGGCCACCAGUUUUAAUAGCCUUAACUCACAAUGAUAAGGUGAAAGGCAACGACAGCAAAAUAGAUAGCGUACGAAAUGGAAUAAAGAAGGUCUUGUCUGGAGGAAAAUAUCAGAAUGUCAUGCUAAAGUUUUUCCUGAUUGACAAUACGUUGGAAGGCGACGACGGAGACGACGUGCGAGAGCUUCGUAGAAAGCUUUUUGACCUCUCGAAUGCAGUCCUUAACCAGGAGAUUUUAAUGCCUGUGAAGUGGCUAGAUUUUGAAGUUGCUCUAAGCCAGAAGCUAUCACCAGAUUGCAAGUAUAUCUCAAUUGACGAAGCUAAGCGGAAAGCGGAGGCCUGUGACGUUGGGGAGUUUGAUCAUGCUAUUAAAUUUCUACACCGCCAAGGUGUGGUCGUACACCACAGUGGAUCCAGCAAGGUUGUAUUGGAUCCUCACUGGCUAAUGAUUCGCUUUACGAAAGUGAUCUCCAUGCCUGUCAAAUUGGAUGCAUUGUCCAGGCACGCUCUUGAUGUGUUCAGGCAGAACGGCAUUUUGUUUCGAGAAUAUCUUGAGAAGCUGGAAGACGUAGAACUUUUAGAAGAGCUUAUGCAAAAGUUUAAUUUGAUUUGCCCUUGCCAGCACGAUGGAGAGGCAGCUUUUUAUGUCCCUUCAGUUGCACCAACUAUGAAACAAGGAAAGGAGUUGGAAGCUAGCAAUGUUCCAUCGCUGUUUGUGACAUUUCCUCGCAAACUUGUACCGAUGGGCCUGUUUACGAAGCUUCAAGUGAGGUUAAUUUCUGAGUGGGAAAAGCGCUUCCCCAAUCAACCAGCCACGCCUUUCUUCUACUGCAACUACUCCUCGCUUCUGCUUACUAUAGACGGCGACAUGUAUGAUGUUUGUUUAAUCGACCUCCACGAGUUCAUUAAGAUUGCCGUUUUUCCAAAACGGGAUGGCAACCAUUUCACGUUUGCCAGUCAUCUCCUAGCCACCUUGAAAAAGUGCUUGGACGACCUUAAAUCUCCAGAUCAACUAUUAUUCAGCAUGACCAGCUACGACCUCGGAGUGAAAUGUUCCUGCUGUUUUGGUAAAGAAGAAAGAAAAUGUUCUCGUCAUCAUAAGACCCCGUGUGAUUCAGACCGUUGUGGGCACCGCCACUUCUUGAAGCUUAGUGACCUUCAGAGAUUCUACAACGAUAAAUCCCUUGCAGUUUGCCGGUUCGACAAACGCUGGACCAAGGUGUUUGACAUAAAGAGUGUAGAAAUUUGGCUCAAUGCUGGUAAGUGGCUAAUACUAAAGGCGUUUUUACUUUGCCGGUUUUGAAAUGUUUAGUUGACAUGCAUUUUUGGUAGAAAUGCAUUUUUUAAGUACUGUUUAAAACAUGAGCAGCAGUGUUUUAUCAGAUAUAAAGAUACGACACGAAGCCGAGUAUCUUUUAGCUUUGAUAAAACGCACACUGCGAAUGUUUUAAAUUGCUUCAAAAAUUCAUGGAUCUAGUAAGUUCAUUGGCGAAGUAAUUUUUAAAAACUACGUUGUGUAAGUCGAGGAAGUCAAAGUUAAGUUUAUUUAAAAUACUCCUUAAUAAUUGAUAAACCUAAUUGUGGCAAAUCAUAUCAGCCAUAAAGUGUCACGUGGAGUGACUUUAUAUCUGAUAAAACUCAUCCUAAUUAGUAUGAUUAUAUAAUGGUUCAUCCUAAUUAGUAUUCUUUUGUAGUCGUAUUUUAAGCCAUUUAAAGCACUUGUAGUCGUGUUUUAUCAUAUCUAAAACGCUCGGCUGCGCCUCACGUUUUAAAUAUGUUAAAACACUCCUACACGUGCUUUAAGUAGUACGUAAAUCAAGGGACAUCUCUAUCACAUAUAAAGAUACGACACGCUUAUGAUUUUUCUUUGUGUUUCCUCAUGAAUUAUUACCAUUAAUGGAAUCAUAUUUAACAGUUAGAUAAGUUGUUCACGGAAUAUCAGUGACAAAUGUUUUGAUGUCUUUACUAGUGAAGAUGUCGAUGCAGACAGAACUGGCCAGAAUGAGUGCUGUUUAGUUUUCCGUUUGUUUUAUUAACUGAUAGUGAUACAUGGUUUUAUAUUCUCGCGCAUGGUAAAAGCAAUAUUUUACUCAUUCGCUACGCUUAUUCAUAAAGUAUUUUUCGCACUACUCGAAAUUCCGUAGAAUCCAUAUCUUAAUUCGCACAGCCUUAUAUUCCCUAUGUUUAAAUGUUUUAAGUGCCCGAUGCAGCUAUGGUAGAAGACAGCUCGAACCUUGGAAGGCCAAAUAAAAUCUCAAGUGAAGCUUCAAGCUCAGCCUCAG
Molecule: messenger RNA, 4107 nt
Organism: Paramuricea clavata
Lineage: Eukaryota; Metazoa; Cnidaria; Anthozoa; Malacalcyonacea; Plexauridae
Source: the annotation of a GenBank genome assembly